ACUUGGCAGAUUUUUUGUGCUGCCACAGUCUUACAGUACGUAAACCUUCUGUGUGUGCAGCAUUGCACCCACUCACUAAUGUGUUCUUCUGGAGCAGUGGCACAAUGGCUUCAGGAAAAUAUCACCAGCCUGGCACAUAUAAUGGAUGUAAAGCCAAUCAGUUAGUGUCACAGGAAUACACUCAGGAACUGCAUUUUAAAAUGUGUAAGAAGAUCGCACAACUCACCAAGGUGAUCCAUGCUCUGAAUCAUAAAAUCGAUGAAUAUGAAGUUAACAUUCUAGCCUUGAAAGAAACCCAUCAACAAGAAAUUGAUCUAAUUUCCGCUGAAACACUGGAGAAAUGCCUCCAGUAUGAUAAGAAAAUCGAAGAGGAAGAGAGCUUGCGAUUGCGAAUACUGAGCCUCGAAGAGUCCCUGGAAAAAAAUAAUUUGAUAAAGGAGCAAAGCUUAGCGGAUUUUGACACUUAUAAAAAACAAACAGAGGAAAGCGAGCUGAAAACCAAAGCCGAACAUGACGAGAAGGUAGCAGCCUUAUCCAACGAGAUCCAGUCGAUGAAAAAUGACUAUGAAAAUCACCUUAAGAAACUAACAGAGGAAGCAGAUUCCUUGAGAAACGAGUGUAAAUCAUGCAAAAAAGACAGGCCGUCUGACAAUGUAACUAAGCAGCUAAAUAAAGAGAUUGAUGCUUUAAGUAAAGAAGUUGAGAAACUGAAAUCUCAGCAAAAAAUGUUAACGGAGGAGUAUGCGCGGAAAGUGGGGAACCUGCACAGUAGCUACAGCAAAGAGAGAGAGAGCCUGAGGAAAGCCUUGCAACAAUCAGUGACUGACAUGAUACAGCAGCUACAACAGAAAGAACAAGAGCAGAAGAGAUGUGUUCAGGCAAAGGAAGAUGCCAUGUUACAGGAAGUAAAGCAGCUAAAAGGGGAGAUUGAUACAAAGACUCAGGAGAUUGUAGAAAUUACAAAGCACUCUCAGAAGAUGAAAGAGAAGAUACAGGAAUUUGAAACACAGCUCAGCAAGAAAGGGCAGGAGUUGACAGAUUCCAAAAGCAUACAGGGGCAAUUAGAAGAAGAACUCAAUAUUGCAAAGCAAAGACUUCUCCUGCAAGAAAAAGAGAUCCACAGUCAAACAGAACAGAUACAGGCCCUGUCGAGCACACGGAAAGCCUAUGCCACCGAACUAGCAGAACUAAAAAGCCAAUAUGAAAAACAGCAGCUGACGUGUUCAAAUGGAAAUAACAAUGGAGAAGUUGUGACAUUGAAACAGGAAGAAAGUUCACAAAAUCUUUUAAGGGUUCGAAAUGAUGAACUGGAAGAAAGUAAAAGGGAAUUAUCUAGACUGAAGAUGGAAAAUUCAGAUUUAAAGAGUUCGGUGGAUCAACAUAGCAAAGAAAAUGCAAUAUUACAACUAGAAGUUUUAAAUUUAACAGAAAGACAAAACAAAAUUACCAAAGACCUAAGACUGAAGCAAAAGACUGAACUAGAUGUCCCGAGACACAGUCAUCAACAGGAAAUCCAAACCCUGGUAUCUAAUUUCAGUAGUGCUCAAGCCCUUCUUCAGGCUAGAGUCAUUUCCUUGGAAGCUGACCUUAAAGAUAUGGAAGAUCGAUUUGCAAAACAUCCUAGACCCGAAGAUUUAAAGCUUAUAAAAUGUUUGCAGGAUAAAAUUGCUGAGAAAGAUCAAGUUAUUAAACAUUUGUUGGAAUUAAAAGAAUAUGAUAUGGAGGAUGAUGUUCCAUUUAAUUCAGAAACCCACAGGAGUCAGUCAUUUUCUUGUAAUGCAGGUAGUUUAACGCCCACAUUAAAGCAGAAAAAGAAGAUUGGUGAAAUCCCAACUCGUGUAAUCAGUGUUCCAAACCUAGCUGCGUAUGAGAAAAACCUUAUGAAUCAUGAUAUUAUACCACGUAAAAUCAUGAAUCCAAUAAGAAAUUCUCCAAGUUUGGAUCAAAGCGUAAAACAUGGUUAUCCUUUCAAACCACCAGCACAGCUCCUAAACAUCAUUCGUCCAAGCAGGCAUGCGAAUUCACGCCAAUGUUUCUUCAAAGGCAGACUCUUCAGAUCAAGAACCCAAGAGGCCUGAGUGGUUCACAAAAUAUUUCUCAUUCUGAAAAUAUCCAAAAACAAAAAAACCAAAAGAUGAAACUGCAUAAAUGCAUUACUCACGUUGCACUGUUAUAGAUACUGUAUUAUAAAAAUAACAAUUCUUAUAUUAAUAAAAUAUUCCUGUAAUUGUGUUUUACUUUGUUUACAGAAUA
Molecule: messenger RNA, 2253 nt
Organism: Pelobates fuscus (common spadefoot toad)
Lineage: Eukaryota; Metazoa; Chordata; Amphibia; Anura; Pelobatidae
Gene: FAM184B
Product: family with sequence similarity 184 member B
Exons: 10
Coding region: 105-2078 (657 amino acids)
Source: RefSeq, a predicted model, not a curated record